GAACCUCGGCCCGCGCGCCUUCUACUCCUCAGCCGCGGCCUCCUCGUGCGCACCCGCGGCCCCCAGCAUGUCGGCGGCGGCGGCCCCCGCUGCAGAGGGAGAGGACGCCCCGGCGCAGCCCGCGUCCGAGAAGGAGCCCGAAAUGCCGGGCGCCAGGGACGAGAGUGAGGAGGAGGAGGAGGAGGAAGAGGACGACGACGAGGACGAGGAGGAAGAAAAAGAAAAGAGCCUCAUUGUGGAAGGCAAGAGAGAAAAGAAGAAAGUAGAGAGAUUGACAAUGCAAGUGUCUUCCUUACAAAGAGAGCCAUUUACAAUUGAACAAGGGAAGGGUCAGAAACUAUGUGAAAUUGAAAGGAUACAUUUCUUUCUGAGUAAGAAAAAAACAGAUGAACUUAGAAAUCUACACAAACUGCUUUACAACAGACCAGGCACAGUUUCCUCAUUAAAGAAGAAUGUGGGUCAGUUCAGUGGCUUUCCAUUUGAAAAAGGCAGUACCCAAUAUAAAAAGAAGGAAGAAAUGCUGAAAAAGUUUAGGAAUGCGAUGCUAAAGAGCAUCUGUGAGGUUCUUGAUUUAGAGAGAUCAGGCGUGAACAGCAAACUAGUGAAGAGGAUCUUGAAUUUCUUAAUGCAUCCAAAGCCUUCCGGCAAACCAUUGCCAAAACCCAAAAAAUCCUCAAGCAAAGGUAGUAAAAAGGAACGGAACAGUUCUGGAACAACAAGGAAGUCAAAGCAAACCAAAUGUCCUGAAAUUCUGUCAGAUGAAUCUAGUAGUGAUGAAGAUGAGAAGAAAAAUAAGGAAGAGUCUUCAGAAGAUGAAGAGAAAGAAAGUGAAGAGGAGCAACCACCAAAAAAGACAUCUAAAAAAGAAAAAGCAAAACAGAAAGCUGCUGCUAAAAGUAAAAAGUCUGUAAAAAGUGCUAAUGUUAAGAAGGCAGAUAGCAGCACCACCAAGAAGAAUCAAAACAGUUCCAAAAAAGAAUCUGAAUCUGAAGAUAGUUCUGAUGAUGAACCAUUAAUUAAAAAAUUGAAAAAACCACCUACAGAUGAAGAGUUAAAGGAAACAGUGAAGAAAUUACUGGCUGAUGCUAACUUGGAGGAAGUCACAAUGAAGCAGAUUUGCAAAGAGGUAUAUGAAAAUUAUCCUGCUUAUGAUUUAACUGAGAGGAAAGAUUUCAUUAAAACAACUGUAAAAGAGCCUGGAGAAACUGCUGCUAGUCUCCUGGGAGAAAGUCUUCACAAGUCUUCCUUCUGCCAGUGGUUUCCGUGGCUUCUAGUACUACCAUAGCAACACACCAGUCCCUUACCACGACCAAAGGCAGAGCUGCUGCACAGCCAGUUGCUUACAUUGUGGUAGUGUUUAGGAAGAAGAUGCUGGCCAGGUUCCACGGUGAGAACUCCUGUGUUGAUGAGGCCUUUCCUCGUCAUAAAGUAAAGAAUCCUCUCUACUUCCUGGACACAUCGAAUGCGCACAAGGCCCCGGACGAUAAUGUGGGGAAUGCACUUCUGAGGAGUAAGAGCUUCCUGUAUUUACAACAAAACCAAAACCAACAGCAAAAAAGUAAGUCACCCAAUUUAAAAACAAAAAAAAUCUAAAAAACAAAAACUAGGGCUAAAAGUUUAUUUUUACAUUUUGUUGUUGAGAGAGGUUCCCACUUUGUAGCUCUAGCUGGCCUGGAACUCAUUAUGUAGACCAGGCUGGCCUUGAACUCCCAGAGAUCUGCUGGCCUCUGCCUCCUGAGGGCUGGGAUUUAAAGGUGUGUGUCACCAUGAGCUGGCUAGUUGGCUUUCUUUAAACCUAGCAUUCCUGCUCCCCCGCUUCCGGUUUACCUUCUGUCUUUUCAAGCACAUGCUAUGUCGAUGCCCUAAAUAUUUAUGCAGUCCUACAGAGUUAAAAGCACUGAGCUUGCUUGGCUAGGGACAGAGCUUAUAAUCCCCUUUUUGAUUGCUUUCUGCCUUCCUGGCAACACCCCAUUCUUUGAACCAAGCCUUGCACCUUCUCAUGCACUGUCUCAUUCUGACUCCAUAUGGUCCAAAGCUGUUCUCAACAGGGGCUGACCCUGUCUCUACUUGAAAAUGCCUAGACUCAUACAGAUGAAGCAUCUCUAAUUAGAGAACACGCAAUCUGAAAUCUUCCAAAUUCUGAGUGCAAACAGAAUCCUUAAAAGUCUCAGACCUCAGAGCAUUGGAAGGCUUUCUGGACUGGGAUGUACAGCUGGGGAAGCCUAUUCAAGUACUCCAAAUUUCUUUUUUAAUUCCAAAAGCUGAGGUCACUUCUGGUCCCAAGUGUUUCAGAUAAGAAGUUGUCAACAUGUAUGUAUUCAAUUGUCAACAUGGAAGUGGUACUCGAGUCUCCAGAGCAGAGGCCAGGGAUACAGCAAAUAUACUACUGUGUGUACAGAACAGCCCUCCU
This is a messenger RNA of Peromyscus eremicus (cactus mouse), 2410 nucleotides long. It is a transcript of the gene Dek, whose product is annotated as DEK proto-oncogene. The record is from RefSeq and is a predicted model, not a curated record. The transcript is spliced from 11 exons. NCBI's taxonomy places the organism in Eukaryota, Metazoa, Chordata, Mammalia, Rodentia, Cricetidae. The coding region runs from base 68 to 1285 and encodes 405 amino acids. Gene Ontology annotation, molecular function: histone binding; DNA binding. Gene Ontology annotation, cellular component: nucleus. Gene Ontology annotation, biological process: regulation of double-strand break repair; chromatin organization.